This is a messenger RNA of Aethina tumida (small hive beetle), 6687 nucleotides long. RefSeq names its product mediator of RNA polymerase II transcription subunit 12 (gene kto). Gene Ontology annotation, molecular function: transcription coactivator activity. The coding region runs from base 154 to 6567 and encodes 2137 amino acids. The record is from RefSeq and is a predicted model, not a curated record. Lineage: Eukaryota; Metazoa; Arthropoda; Insecta; Coleoptera; Nitidulidae. The transcript has 21 exons. Gene Ontology annotation, biological process: regulation of transcription by RNA polymerase II. Gene Ontology annotation, cellular component: mediator complex.
AAACAAUAGUUGUAAUAAUUCAUAAACUAGCAACAAUAAUAAUUUAUGCGAAUUAAAUAAAUUUACCUGAUGUACCAAGUACCCGAGUGAAAUGAAUAAAUAUACGUAAAUCCCCAUAGUUUUCUUGUAUUCCUGUUCAAAAGUGAUACGAAAAUGUUUAACAGUAGCUUGUUGUACGAAAAGAGGCCUUUAAAAAAGCCUCGAAUUGGGCCCCCAGAUGUGUAUCCACAGGAACCCAAACAGAAAGAAGAUGAGCUAACAAGUACCAAUGUGAAACAUGGGUUUCUUAUUAUGACCCAUCUCAGUGAUGAGUUUGGAACAGCCAGAAAUUGUAAUGUUACUGCAAGUAAAGUGGGAGCUUAUUUCAAUGACAUUAUCGCAAAGAAAGAGGAGCUCAGCAUGCUCCCCGAUUCGGGUCGCAAACGUCAGCAGAUUAAUCCCAAAGACAACUUUUGGCCUGCAACGAUACGAACGAAGAACCACAUUGAGGCGUGGUUCAAGGACCUAGCCGGCAACAAACCGCUCAUGAAUCUAGCUAAAAAGGCGCCUAAUUUCAACAAGAAAGAAGAAAUAUUCAUAAUGCUGUGCGAGUAUCAAGUGCCCAUGAUCAGGGCUGCCUGGUUCAUUAAACUGAGCUCCGCUUACACCGUUGCCGUGUCUGAGGCGAAAAUCAAGAAGAGACAGAUGACGGACCCGACCACCGAGUGGACCGGCACCCUUCUCAAGUUCCUCAAGGAUCAAAUACCAAAGCUGCAAGAGUAUUAUUCGCAGUCGGAGAAGACGGUGCCGCAACUUCCGACUCCCUCUUUGACUCCAAUGCUGUGUAAUGAGACUGACCACAAACUGGCACUCAGGCACUGGGAAUACUGUAAAAGACUGCUAAAAUAUAUGUAUGAAGAAGGUUUAAUGGAUAGGCAGGAGGUGUUAACAUGGAUAAUCGAAUUGUUGGACAAAAACAAAGCCCAGCUGAACGACGACGGGAUUUUAAGGAUAUUCUUGCCUCUCACUCUACAAUAUUUGGACGAGUUCGUGCAAUCGGAACUACUGUGCAGACGUCUAGCCACUUACUGUGCCAAAAAACUGGGCGACAUGAUGUCCAACAUGGCAGAAGGUAAUCUGAUGACUUCACCAGCCAGUGAAACAAUUAAAACUGAGCAGAAAGAGGGCGACAAGGAUAAAAAGGAGAACGCUGGGACGAAUCCGGUCCAGCUGACGCUAAUGGAGUAUCAAAACUGUCCACACCACAGAGAUAUAGUACUACAAUUGAGUACUAUAAUACAGACAAUCGUUCUGGAAUGCCCUACUGCUUUGGUGUGGUGUGGAGCGGGGGUUGGAACGAUUUGGCAUGGCUCUCCUUUGGAUAACAUUCCUAUGUUGCCGUCUAGUUUGCCAGUACCAGCACGUUGCGACAUGGUCACCUACAGGAAACAGAUAGUGUUUGCUGAAAACAGUAUUAGAGAGAGAAGUAAAAGAGCUGAAGGUAAAUGGUGUACGGAAAAGUGGCAAGCUUCCUCGGCGGGUAAAUGGAUUGUCACCACAAGAGUGUUGGCUGCUUUGGACGCAUUAGAUAGGCACAGAUUUGAUAAAAUGGAUUCCAGUAACUCAUUAGAUACCUUAUAUGCAAAGGUGUUUUCCGGAAAUCCUGACCAAGAAAGUGCCGUAGUGAAACUACUGUGUGAGUGGGCUGUGUCUCCAGAACGCACUGGGGAGCACAGGGCACUUGCAGUUGCUGCUCUUCUGGAUAGGCGGCAGUCUGACACAACAACAACAAAUGACCAAGAAACUAACACAGGAGAUGACAAGGAUUCCAGCAGUUCCAUGCCUGGGGGUCCACCAAUGUUCCAGUCGUUUUUAAUGAAGUUUCUGGACAACGACGCACCCAUUCCAGCCCCUGAUGAUUGCCCACAAAAGAAGACAGCUUUCUCAAACCUGGUCCACUUGUUUGCUGAAUUAAUUAGGCGAGACGUCUUUUCACAUGAUGCCUACAUGUGUACUUUGAUAUCUAGAGGGGAUCUUCUAGGGCAUGAGGAAAGUACUGACCAUAAUCAGCAUCAUUCCACAAAAAUUGAGCCCAUGGAUUAUGACGACGCCAACAUUGACCACGACUUGGGCCAGAUCCUGCAAAACAUUAAGGAAGACCAGCAGAACUCCAUGGACGUCCCAGACAGUCCCAAGGACCACGACCACGUACACCAUCCUCACGUACCGUCUUCCAUGGUCCACGUUCCCAUGGAAACGGACCACGUCGGUCACAGAGUCAAACCCUCCAGACACCUUCUCUACACCACCCACUUCCCCCUGUCCCAAGAUGAUUCCUUCUCCCAACACGACUGUAAUCAAAGGCACGUUCUGCUGUACGGCGUCGGCAAAGUCAGAGACGAGGCACGACACACCGUCAAGAAAAUGUCCAAGGAAAUCUGCAAACUCUUCUCCAAGAAGUUUUCCAUCGACGUCGCCGAAGGUGGCAAAGUCAAGAAGCACUCCCGCAACGAGUUCAACUUCGAGGCCACGACCCAAAAGUGCCAAAGCUUAAGUUAUUUCGACCAACACGUGGUCACGUGGCAGUGCAGCAUCACCGUCAUCGAAAUGCUGAACUCGUUCGCAACCGGCAACUCCAAUUAUCUACCCGUGCAGGAGCACGUUGCUUUCCUGUUUGAUCUCAUGGAAUUGGCUUUGAAUAUUUACGGUUUGAUCGACGUGUGCAUACAGAUUCUGAAGGAGCUGCCUGAGGUCGAAAACCAGCUGCACAACAAGAAUUCCGUCCUCAGCAGGAAUUACACCACUUCCUUGAGUUUGUACGUGGUCGGAGUAUUAAGGAGAUACCACUGUUGUCUAUUAUUGUCGCCUGAGCAAACGUCAGCAGUAUUUGAAGGACUGUGUAAGGUGGUAAAGCACGUGUCCAAUCCAGGGGACUGCAGUUCAGCAGAAAGGUGCAUUUUGGCCCACCUCUACGACCUGUAUUCGUCCUGCAGCUUAUUAAAAUCAAAGCCUCACACUGUGGAACCUUUUGGUAAUGCUUACCCCAAAAUUAGACAAGUUUUGUAUACUGCGUUACAGCCGACUCCCAGCAGCAGCUACAUUUAUAAUCCGCAGUAUAUGCAGGAGGUAUUCGCCAAUCCUAAGAAAAACGUAAGGAUUGAGAGUAGUUGGGCGAAGCAGCUCAACGAAAACGGAAAUAAUAGGUACUCGUUUGUGAGCAACGCUGUUAUACAUGUUUGUCGAGAAAACGACAAUGAACGACUGAACGAUUUGGCCAUAAUGUGUGCGGAGAUGACGGCUUGUUGUAACUCACUUGCUGCUGAAUGGUUAGGUGUUUUAUUGUCUCUUUGCAGCCCCAUGUCACACCCUGGAUACUAUAACGAUGUUUCUCUGCAGCUUGACACUCAGGAUGUCACAAUACACAAUGCAUUGGCUGUAUUUACAUGUAUACUUAUAGCUAGACAUUGCUUCUCACUGGAGGACUUUGUUGGACGUGUGGCGUUGCCCAGUUUACUCAAGGUGAAGAGUUUGGACAACGGCGGCGGAGCCGCAGAGGCGGGCAUGCGUCUCACAUGCCAUCUGCUGCUAAGACUCUUCCGCACCGCCGAAGGCCCCCAGCCGGGCCUCUAUUCGGUCGGUUCGCCGCCACUCACGGCGCCCCGGCCGCCCCUGGGCGUACGUCUGAGCUGCGACCGGCAUCUGUUGGCGGCUGCGCACCGCAACAUACACGUGGGGCCGGUGCUGGCCGUGCUGAAGGCGGUGCUCAUCGUCGGCGACGCCACGGCCAAGGAGGGCACCGAACUGAGUCUGAGCAACAUUCUGGGGACCAGCGACUUGCAUAGCGGCGGGGAUGGGCCCAGUUUGGAUUUGGCGCGUAAGUUGAAAUUGGUUUGUUCUGUUCCGAUCAGUGUUGACAUGGAAGUAUGCGGCGCCAGGACCACCCAUAGGCAAUCUAGCACUGGCAACGCCGAAAGUACUGCUUCUCUAUCGGCAUUCGCCAAUCAUGUACUAAGGGAGAUUUGCUCUCAACAGUGGGUGUUGGAAAGGUGUCUUUCGCACCCGGAGGAACUAUGCGAAUCGGACCACUUGUUGGAUCCACUCCUCUCACACUCACAAGCCCAAAGACUGUUACACAUGAUCUGUUAUCCUGAUGCGGGGUCCAGCAUAGACGAUCUGGACCAAAAGAGCAUGAUUAGUCGUAUUUUAGAGAACUUAGAACAAUGGACGUUGAGAAUGUCCUGGCUAGACUUACAGUUGAUGUUCAAGCAGUUCAAUCCGAACUCACCGGAAUUGUCGCAGUGGCUGGAGACGGUGGCCAAAGCGGCAAUUGAUGUGUUCCAAUUGAACUCCACCAACGGCUCCUCCCCAAAAUCCGACGACAAAAAGGCGGACAAGAAGCACCGCCAGAACUCGAUCUGGUUGGUGGCUCCUCUCGUUUCCAAACUGCCCAGUGCGGUUCAGGGACGAGUGCUCAAGGUGGCCGGACAGGUUUUGGAGAGUGGUGGUUGGUGCAGGGAGCAAAAGAACAAAGGUAGAGCCACAAGUGAGAACCAGAGUCUGUUGAGUCAUCAGCCAUUCCUGACUCUGGUGCUCACUUGUCUGAAGAAUCAGGAGGAGGGGCAGCGGGAAGGGUUGUUGUCUUCGUUACAUCAGCAAUUAUCGCAGCGCCUCUUCCAGUUGGUACAACAAGCCAAAGAAGGCAAUUUGCAAGACAUUUGUAACAAUGAGCGAACUUUGGAUGGGCUGCAGCUGCGAUUCGCUUUGGUUGGUGGAGUAUUCGAAGCGUUUCAAAGAAAUCAUUCUGCAACUACUGACUGGGCUUUGCUGUUAGUACAAUUGGUCACUUACAGUUUAAUUGAUCUACACACUCACAACGAGCUGUUUACAACAGUUAUAGACAUGCUGGCGACUUUAGUACACUCAGCUUUAGCAACUGACAGUCAAGACGAAGGUAGGAAAAUGUAUCAGAACCUGAUGAAAAAGCUGAAAAAGGAGGUGGGUGAACGCCACAACGCUUCCCUGCAACAUAUCAAACAGCUUCUGCCCUUGCCACGCGUCACAACUGAAGUAAUAGCUGUGGAACCAAUCGGCAGCAUAACCGACAGCAAGGGCAACAAGAUCAGCUUCGACAACGUGGACAAGCACGAGCUGCAAGUCACGGACAAACAACGGGUGAUCACCUGGGAUAUCUUGGAGGGCAUGAAGAAUCCGGCACCGUUGUCCUGGUCUUGGUUCGGCGCUGUGCGAUUGGAAAGGAAGCCGCUCACGUGUGAGGACACUCACAGGCUGUUGAAGUUCCACACGCACAACCUGCAGAAACCACUGUCGCACUACUUGGAUCCGCCGCCGCUGCCGCCAGAAGAUCUGGAACCCAUACCGGACAAACCUCUAAAGGAAUCUGACCUGAAGGCGGACACGCCGUCGUCGGUGGACCAGAGCCCCGCGGCCGUAGGCAAAGGUAGGGGCAAGGGACAACGGAAGCCACGCAAGAAGUCCGGUCCGGGCCAGAUGCACAUGACGCCGAUGAUGAACCAGUCGCCCAUGGGCGGCGGGCAGGGACAGCCGGGCGCCGGCAUGGCGGGCAUGGGAGGCAUGCAGCCGGGUGCCAACGUGCAGUCGCAGAUGGGGCAUGGAGGCAUGGGUGGAUACGGACAGCAGGGCAUGCAACAGGGCCAGCAGUAUCCGGGCAACCAGCACCAGCAGUGGUACGGCCAGAACCAGCAGCAGCAGCAGUUCUAUCCGCAAAUGCCGGGUAAGCCCAGAUCAGUGUUGCCACCAGGAGGGAAAAUUCAGAUGGAAAAAGUUAAUAACCGUCUGGAGAGACCCCAAAUCAAUCAGUCCAAACAGGCUCUCAGUUUAAUGCUGAAGCAGCGACAUCCACCUCACCAUCAGUUUAUGCCCGGUAUAAACAACGCAGCAACCGCACAACAACAACAACCAACGAAUUACGGCCAAAACUUGAGGGGAUUCCCCAGACAACCUCUUCGGCAACCUCAUCCGAACAUGCAACCCAAUCAGAAUAUGUUCCAACAAUACGGCAUGGGCCAGCAAGGGGGCAUGGCCCCGCAGCAGUACGGCGGAUACGGCGGCCCCCAGCAGCAAAUGAUGAGCCAAGGCGGCAUGGGAGGUGGUGGCCAAGCUGGCAACCAACAAAUGAUCCAGCCGCAACAACAAAGCGGUGGAGCCCCGAUGUUCUCUCAGCAGCACUCGGCUGCAGCCGCCUUCAACGCCCAGCGCCCCGGUCAAGGAGAUUACAGGCAGAUGGGAGGCCCCCAGGCGCCACCACCCCGUGCACCCUACAUGCAACAGGCGCCUAACGUGACGAUGAACGCUAACAUGGCCGCCCAGAUGGGAGCCAUGGGCGGCCAAGGAGGGCCGGCGCCUCCCUACUCCAGGACUGGAGCCCAAGGAAUGCAACCAGGUGUGCAGAACCAACAGUUCCAACAACAGCAACGCAUCAGACAACAAAUGAUGGCGAUGCAGCAGCAAGGCGGACCCCAAGGGUCACAACUGGUUGCCCAUCUGCAGCGGCAACAGAUGAACCCCAAUCCUUACCACCAACCGCCACCUUACAUGGGCGCUCCUUAAAAGCCAAUCUACUCAAGUUUCAUGUUUGUUUCCCAAGUUUAUGUAUAAAAUUGCUUAUUUAUAAAAGUUUCUGUUGUAGAGUUUAUAUUUUUUGUGUAUUAAAAACUUACAAUAUUUCAA